Messenger RNA from Mus pahari (shrew mouse), 621 nucleotides. RefSeq names its product interferon lambda 1 (gene Ifnl1). Gene Ontology annotation, biological process: innate immune response; positive regulation of immune response; cell surface receptor signaling pathway via JAK-STAT. The record is from RefSeq and is a predicted model, not a curated record. Lineage: Eukaryota; Metazoa; Chordata; Mammalia; Rodentia; Muridae. Gene Ontology annotation, molecular function: cytokine activity.
AUGGGGGAUGCCCUCCAUAAGUGGGUGAGAACCAAAGCAGAAGACACAAAAGUGUGCCUGCUGGGUCUGGUGACCAUGGUGCUGGGCUUGGCCACUGCUGGUCCUGUCCCUUCCAAGCCCACCCCAACCGGAUCAGGCUGUCACAUUGGUAGUUUCCAGUCUCUGUCACAACGGGAGCUGGAUGCCUUUAAGGAAGCCAAGGAGGCGUUAGAAGAAUCGCUUCGGAAGGACAUUGGGUGCAACACCAACCCCUUUCCCAGUGCCUGGGACCUGGGCCAGCAGCAGGUCCAGGAGCGCCCCAAGGCCUUGCAGGCUGAGGUGGCCCUGACACUGAAGGUCUGGGAGAACAUGACUGACUCAGCCCUGGCCACCAUCCUGGGCCAGCCUCUUCGCACACUGAGCCACAUCCACUCCCAGCUGCAGACCUGUACACAGCCUCAGCCCACAGCAGAGCCCAGGCCCCCGAGCCGCCGCCUCUCCCGCUGGCUACACAGGCUCCAGGAGGCCCAGAGCAAGGAGACCCCUGGCUGCCUGGAGGCCUCUGUCACCCUCAACCUCUUUCGCCUGCUCACCCGGGACCUCAAGUGUGUGGCCAGUGGAGACCAGUGUGUCAGAGAUUAG